Messenger RNA from Patiria miniata (bat star), 2713 nucleotides. RefSeq names its product Ig-like V-type domain-containing protein FAM187A. Lineage: Eukaryota; Metazoa; Echinodermata; Asteroidea; Valvatida; Asterinidae. Bases 190 to 1701 code for a protein of 503 amino acids. The record is from RefSeq and is a predicted model, not a curated record. The transcript has 15 exons.
UAUAUCUAUGGCACGCACACAUUUACGGUAGCAUUUUAGAAUUCUUUAGGAGACGCGCAUCACAUUUACGUACAUUAUUCAUUAAGUGUGAAGUCUUUCGUAAGACGUAUUUAGUGGUGGCUGCAGGGAUUUCAAUUCAUUGAACUGACAUCGUAUCACGACUGUAAUCUUGACAAAUCUGUGAACAGUAUGAAUCUGCUUCGUGCGUGGUUUCUUCAGCUGGUUUUCUUACUUUGUUUAUGGGCUGACGCCGUCCAAACUGACUUUUGGCAGCCAGGAGACAGCGGAAUUCUACAACUAAUAAAAGGCAGCAAACUGGGAUCGGUCACUAUCCACUCGCAUACCCGAAAACGGCGGGAACUUUCGGACGAGGAAAUUGGCAGGUUGAGCGAAGAGCAAUUUAUGCAUUUGGCAAUCUUAGGGGGUCAGCGGUAUCAACGGCUUUAUGGACCACCACCCGCCGAGUUGACAGACACCCGGAGAGGAAUUUUCGUGUUAGUUAAAUUAGGUGAAAUAGAAUUUGAUGAGAUAGAACAAAGGGAGAAAGAAGAACGGAGCAGAGCCCCGCCACCGCCAAAGAAAAAGGCCCCGCCCAAGAAAAAGGUCCCUACUAGUACUAGUACAUGCCAAAGCCCUGACCAACAACGCCCUCUUGUGGCGUACGCUGGCAUGAAGCUGGAACUAGAUUGCCAAGUUUGCAAGGAUAGACCCGUACCUCCAGGCUCUGCGGUCAGCUGGAGUUUUCAGCCCAACGGAACGACCACCACUAAAACCAUGGACACUGUGAAGGGCCUCCGGAAUGGGUACGAGUUCCACGAAGACAAGAGACAACUGCUGUUUCCGACUAUCGGACAGAGGAAUGCUGGGAAAUAUUUCUGUAAACCCGAGAGUGGAGGCGAUUUGUUUGGCAAAUACGACGUGACAGUUAUCGAAGAUCCGUACUUCCACCUUCUUUUCGAAUCUCUAAACGACCAACCCUAUGGAGAACAACAAGCUAAGGAUGGGACGACUCUCUUUACGCUUUGGAGUACCUGGACUGGAUGCAACCACUGCGGCGAAUUGGGAGAGAAAUUCCAGUUUGGUUACUGCUAUGCACGCUACCGUCAACAGGAGUAUCCAGAGGGCGUGCCGUGCCGAUCCAAUGUCCUUACGUACAGUGAGAGGCAACUAUUCUCAUACAGGCGAGACGAAAAAAUCAUAAGGACGUGCGAAGAGGCUUGUCCGAAAGGUAAAGAGGGUAAUUCAAUGUCUGAUAGUAAGGCAAUGGAGACGUAUCACGUGGAUUUCGACCUGGGGCGUCCGAAACUUCCACCAGAGGUGAAAAAACAAACACUUUACAUUGACCAGGGGAGCUCUAUGGAGUUGUUUUGUCCAGGUGGCGGGUUACAGGACGCGAUCCGAUGGCAGAACGGCACCCAACACCUGAUGCAGACACGCCUACGGACGCAGCGGGUGAACAUUGACGCCGUUCACGUGUUACGCAUCCGCAAUGUCGUGCCGGAGGACGGUCAGGUCUAUACUUGCUAUCACAACAAUGAGCCCGUGGCCCGCAUGACGGUCAAUGUUAUGGAACCUGUGACAGUGAACAAUAAGGUUAAGAACAAUUUGCUGUACGUGGGGGUAGCUCUGACCGGGCUGGUCGGGCUCAUCAUCUGGGCGUCAAUCUACAAGAACCGCAAACGGCAUUCGUUCGAUGGGUGAACAGGACACCGAAGCAAUACACCGAUAGAAGAACAUGGAUCGGGCAGUGUUGAAGAAAGGAGGGAGCCACUUCGGGUCAAAUUCAUAAUGUUGCUAAGCAGGAAAGAUGGGUUCGCCAAUUAUUUGCCACCCCACAAUCAGCUCAUGACCGGUCACUUGAAACUCGCGUUGCAUGACAUUUUUGUUGGGUAACUAGAGUGCAAAUAUUUCUGCUGAAUGAUGCUGCACGCUAAUACGUUGUUUGUGUCUGAGCUCGAUGAGCUUAUAAAUGUUCAAAUGCGCUAAAAAAAACCCAGACAAACAUAACAAAAUAUGUCCUAUAACUGUCAAUUCUUUGGUUUAAUUUAUGUAUUGAGAAAGCGCCGGUGGACCCUUUUCCCUAGUCAAUAAGUGUCUUUGUGUGAGACGUUAGUUUUCCUUUAAUUUUCCAGUUUUUCUCUUUUUUUGUUGCUAAUUUGAUAAAAAGAGCCGUUGGGAUAUAAUUAUGUUCAACGUUGCGGAGACCAUAAUUUAAUUAACAUGUAUGUUUGUGUAUGGCUUUAUCGAUUUUUUCAAUAUGUCCUACGAGCCAAUAAACAAAUUACAAUUUUUGCCCAAGGCAGUAACAAACACCCCCCCCCCCGUUUUAAAACUAGGUCGUUAACAAAGGGGAAGGUUGACAUUAAAUUAAAAAAGGACUAAAGCUUUGACAUUUUCAAUAAAAGUUUGUGCAUCUUUGCAUUAUUGCCACGCGUAUUCCCCUGGAUUAGGUUCACAAUAGAAAUUGUAUUUAAAUUUUCUUUCAAGGGUGCCCCUGUCCAUGUAAUUGGAUUCGUGCAGGAUUGAGACAUGCAUGUUCUCUGGUCGCUUGGGCGUAAGCAUUUCUUCAUCUUAAGGACCCUGAGAAUGAGCCACAUCAAUCGAAUUAGGCAUCACGAGUACAAAAGACAGACACCCGUCCCAGGAGCAGAUGACUCCAAGUGAUUUUUUGCAGAACGGUUUUCCCCAUAAUAAACGUAUGACAAGUUGGAUA